AGAAGGGAGUUUAAGACAGUAGCCAGCAUAGGAGAGAUCCCAGGUACUGGAGCUCACCCACACAGCGUUGGAGCCAGCUGUGGACAGACAGGUCCUACAAAUCACGGGCAGCCGGGCACACACAAACAUGGUGCUGACAUGUGAGAUGUGGCAGAGAGGCAGAGCUUGGUGGAGUCUGAACACUAGAACCAGCCAGGCAUGUACAGCAGCUCCCCCCGUGGACAUUUCCUCAUUGAAAAGCGGCUGCACAUGUGCAGAACAAAUGCCGCCCGAAUGGAGCUGGGCUCCUUUCGCACCAAUAAUUGGAGCCCAGUCCCACCUGGAUAUCCUCAUAAGAAGGGGAGAAAGAAUGGAGAAGCACAGUUUGUUACUAGCAGCCGCGGUGCUGCUGUUUGCUGUAUAUGUAACAGGGCAGUAUCCGUAUGAUGACCAGUACCAUGUUUUGGUGGACAACAAGUGCAAAUGUGUCAAGGUGACCUCUAGAUUUGUUAAGACAGAAGACAACAAGGAGAUUUUGGAAAGAAAUAUUGAAAUAAAGGUACCAAUGAGAAGCAGAGUGAACAUUUCCGAUCCUACUUCACCUCUGAGAACCAAUUUUGUCUACAAGCUUUCAGACCUUUGCAAAAAAUGUGAUCCUGUGGAAAUGGACAUCGGCGGUGAGCCAACUCUGGUCUCUCAGGGCAGUUGCAGUAAAUCUGAUGACAUUUGCUACACCUAUGAUAGAAACAAGUGCUACACAAAUGAAGUCCCAUUCACAUACAAUGGAAAGACGAUAAUGAAAAAAGUAGCACUGACUCCUGAGUCCUGCUAUGAAUAGAUACAGGCAAAUACAUAUUAUACUGUGCAUUUUAUUUCAAAUAAACAGCAAAAGAUACAUGUACAUUAUAACUUGCUGCACAAAUACAUGUUUUAUGUUACAGCCUUGCCUGACUUGUAGAUUACAUUUUUUGCAAUAAACCCGUUUUCUGUGCAAAUAAA
Messenger RNA from Pseudophryne corroboree (corroboree frog), 978 nucleotides. RefSeq names its product joining chain of multimeric IgA and IgM (gene JCHAIN). The record is from RefSeq and is a predicted model, not a curated record. Bases 128 to 817 code for a protein of 229 amino acids. Lineage: Eukaryota; Metazoa; Chordata; Amphibia; Anura; Myobatrachidae. The transcript has 6 exons.